Pungitius pungitius (ninespine stickleback) is the source of this 3545-nucleotide messenger RNA. It is a transcript of the gene pias1b, whose product is annotated as protein inhibitor of activated STAT, 1b. Gene Ontology annotation, biological process: protein sumoylation; regulation of transcription by RNA polymerase II. Gene Ontology annotation, molecular function: transcription coregulator activity; SUMO ligase activity; zinc ion binding. Bases 64 to 2076 code for a protein of 670 amino acids. The transcript has 14 exons. Gene Ontology annotation, cellular component: chromatin. Lineage: Eukaryota; Metazoa; Chordata; Actinopteri; Perciformes; Gasterosteidae. The record is from RefSeq and is a predicted model, not a curated record.
UGUUUGUGGUGAGGAGUGACACAAAUUUGAAUUUGCUCUCUCCCUUGAGGAUGGCUAUUGCGCAUGCGUACCAAAUGUAACAAGAUGGCGGACAGUGCGGAACUGAAGCAAAUGGUGAUGAGCCUUCGAGUUUCGGAGCUCCAGGUGUUGUUGGGGUAUGCAGGACGGAAUAAGCACGGGCGCAAACACGAACUUUUGACCAAAGCUCUCCACCUACUCAAGGCCGGUUGCAGUCCCGCAGUGCAGAUGAAGAUCAAGGAGCUCUACAGGCGGCGCUUCCCAACCAAAAUGGUUUCGCCGGUCGACCUGGCUCUGCCCAGUGUUCACUCUGCCUCCAGCCUGCCCGCUGGCCUGGCCCAGCUGGGAUUUGACAGUCACGGUUCUGCUUCGCCUCUACUGCCUGUUUCUUUACUUGGGCCUAAGCAUGAGCUGGGUUUGCCUCACCUCCCCUCCGCCCUUCACCCUGUACAUCCUGAUGUCAAGCUCCAGAGACUGCCAUUCUACGACGUACUGGAUGAGCUCAUUAAGCCAACCAGCCUCGCUUCAGACAACAGUCAGCGGUUCCAGGAAGCAUGUUAUGCUUUUGCAUUAACACCACAGCAAGUUCAACAGAUCAGCAGCUCCAUGGACAUAUCUGGGACCAAAUGUGACUUUGCGGUUCAAGUUCAGUUACGAUUUUGUUUAUCGGAGACAAGCUGUCCUCAAGAGGAUCAUUUCCCCCCUAAUCUUUGUGUGAAGGUGAACAGCAAACCCUGUAAUCUCCCGGGAUAUCUUCCUCCAACCAAAAAUGGAGUUGAACCAAAAAGGCCCAGCCGCCCCAUAAACAUAACUUCUCUUGUCCGACUUUCCACCACUGUUCCCAACACAAUUGUUGUGUCAUGGACUUCAGAAAUUGGGAGGAGUUUUUCUAUGGCCGUCUAUCUGGUAAGACAGCAGUCAUCUGCCGUGCUGUUGCAAAGACUACGAGCCAAAGGAAUUCGGAACCCUGACCACUCAAGAGCUUUGAUCAAAGAGAAAUUAACAGCUGAUCCAGAGAGUGAGAUUGCCACCACCAGCCUACGAGUCUCCCUCCUUUGUCCUCUGGGGAAGAUGAGGCUGACGAUCCCCUGCAGAGCGUUGACAUGUUCUCACCUUCAGUGCUUCGAUGCUACACUUUACAUCCAAAUGAAUGAGAAGAAGCCGACCUGGGUGUGUCCUGUUUGUGACAAGAAGGCGCCGUAUGAGCACCUCAUCAUCGACGGGUUAUUCAUGGAAAUCUUGAAUAGCUGUUCUGACUGUGAUGAAAUCCAAUUCAAAGAAGAUGGAAACUGGUCCCCCAUGAGGUCAAAGAAAGAGGUGCAGGAUGUGUCGGCUUCGUACAACGGCGUAGACAGCGAUUCGUCUCGGACCGAUACGCAUGAGCAGAAACGGGGAUCGUCUCAUGACAACAGCAGGAAUGUUGAUGUGAUUGACCUGACACUGGAUAGCUCCUCAGAAGAGGAGCUAGACGAUGAGCCGCCUCUUAAAAGGCCCUGUCCCUCACUGUCUCCCAUCUCCCCACCUCCAAGCAAGGGAGUACUGAACCUACACAGCCCGUCCCCACCUGUGAGCAGAGCCCCCAGCAUGCCAAACGUGGAGACCAGCUACAUUCCCCCCCCGCCGCCUCUCAUCCAGGACUAUCGCCACUAUUACCACACAGCCAGUGACCUGCCAGAUCUAAAUUUCUUCUCCUUCCUCCAAGGCGACAAUCAGCAUUACAACAUGGUGAUGGCUGCUGCGGCAGCUGCAUCGGCAUCCGCCUCAGAGGACCACGACUUGCUCCUCAACCGUUUCCUGCCCUACGGCUCCUCUCAGAUGCUGCGGGAGCAGCCGGGCACCCCGGGUAGCAGCACGCUGGCAGCCACCAACGGAGGCAGCAACAGUGGCAGCACCAGCAGUUUGGUGUCUUCGAGCAGUCUGCGGGACCGCGACAAAGACAGAGAGAGGGACAGGGACCGGGACAGCCACGCCAUCUCGGGAUUGUCGAGGUCCUCGGUGGAAGCUGCUGCGGCGGCCGCCAUUUAUGGCUCCAUAUCGGACGUUAUCUCUCUCGACUAGAUCCACACAAAAAACUAAGAGACAUGGGAGACCUCGAGAACAGGAGUUCUUUGUAAAUAUGGAAGGGGGAGGUGAAAGAAUACAGUGCUAUGUACAGAGAGGAAAAUCUAUUUUCAAUUUUACUUAUCAUGUGUAUAUAAACUUCGGACGCUUCUUGUCCAGUGAGUGACUUCAGUUGAUAUUUUUCUGUGAAUACUGAAGGCUUUUUCACAUUUCUUCAUGUGGUCCUUUGAUUAUAUUGUACCUUUUGUACCUGGUUUUUACAGUUUUAGUUCGAUAUUCCAUGUCAGUUGCAUUAUUUCAGUAUAUGUGCACAGAACCCAAUGAGAUGACACCUUAUGUAACGUAAUAUUUAAAGUAUAAAGAAAAUGGGCAUUGUUAUAGAUGUACAAAAGGCAAGUCACAGCAAAACAGAAACAUGUGUAACACUAUCUUCUAAAUCGCAUUGUUUUUGUCAAAACUGCUUUGACAGCAGAAAGAUGUGGCCGUUUCUGCCGUCACUGUAGAAGACAUCGAUGCUGUGGUCAUUUUAUUUUCAAGGAAUUAUUUAUGAAGUAAGUUAUGUUGUAUGUACGCGGUUUAUAAAGAAGCAUUCCUUAUGCCUCUAGGAAAUGUUGCCACUAGAAUCAAAACGCUAGGUCCUCCUGUUGUCACAUCUCUGCACCCUUUCUGCCUGUUUCAGUCAAUCACAUACAAAACGUAGUGUAUAGCUUGGACUAUACCUACAAUUCAUAUGCAUUGGGAGUAAAUCAGUUUUCUAAAAUCAGGCUUUUUUUAAAUGGGUAACUAAAUGGCAGAAGUCCAGCAAGCCACUUUCUUCUGUGUAUGCUUCGCCUAAAGCACACCUGUCUCAUUUUGAAUACAGAACAGUGGCUGGUUGACGUCUUUCAAGACAUCUUGUUUCUGAUACAUUUGAGGUAAUUUAAAAUUUCUGUCAGUUUAGCACUUGAUCUCUGUCUAACGGCCGUGUGGAGCAGUAAAGGCUCGGCCACUGUUUCAGGGAACACUUUCAAAGUUGCUGUAUGUCCCUGCAAGUUGCCUGAUAGCCCACCUGUUGUGUGCUACGCAGCUUCUUACUGAGGAUACAGUAUGCAUUGCCUUUUGGUCACGUCUCUCUGAAUCAGCCUGUGCGAGAACAGGGGUAGCUUAUUCUUUUGAUUGUACCACAAGACGCAUUUUCGCCCUGAAGUUAAAACCAUUGAAGUUAUUAAGCACGCAUCCCCUUCCUCUACUUUUCUUGACAUGUGCUUACAAUUAGGAUUAUUUAUUAUCAUAUAUAUUUUAAGCAUUUGUUUGAUUUGUGGAUAUGCAUUGCUGUCAUUGUCACAUGUGAUAUUUCUUUUGUAAUUAUAUAAUGAAUGCUAUUUAAAGAUGUCAUAGUUGCUUGACAUACAUUGUAACAUUUUCUUUGUUUUAUGAUCAGAUGAUGUCAAUAACUCAAUAGAGGCUUUGAUCAUUUUGAACCGCUA